Molecule: messenger RNA, 1000 nt
Organism: Esox lucius (northern pike)
Lineage: Eukaryota; Metazoa; Chordata; Actinopteri; Esociformes; Esocidae
Product: solute carrier family 66 member 2
Exons: 6
Coding region: 267-989 (240 amino acids)
Biological process (GO): phospholipid translocation; retrograde transport, endosome to Golgi
Cellular component (GO): endosome; trans-Golgi network
Source: RefSeq, a predicted model, not a curated record
AGGUACGUACGUUUUUAUUCUAAUAAUGAACAGAAAUACACCACCGAAAGUCAAACAGCAGCCACUAGUUGAAGUAAAAUUGUGAAGACUACAUUGAAGAUUGCAGUAUACGCUACUGCAAGUCGUAGACUAUUCAUGAUCUCAUUUCACGUUUAAAUCAUUGACUGAAUGAGCAACUGUCAAUGAAUCUUCGCUGAAAUAAAAGAGAGGUCUGGUUAUGACUAGGAGGCCAGGUUGCAGUCUGUGAGGCCCUACUGUAGCUGGAGAUGGACACCCAGAAAGAGGACAUGGAGGGUUUGUGGUCACUCCUGUCAUGGCUGGCCUCCUGUGUGAUAGUGUUUGGCGGGUCCCUGCCCUAUGUGCCACAGUACCAGGAAAUCCAGAGGAGCAGCAACACUGAGGGAUUCUCUACCCGCGUCUGUCUGCUGCUGCUCAUCGCCAACAUCCUACGUAUUUUCUUCUGGUUUGGGAAACAGUUUGAACUGCCAUUACUCCUGCAGAGUGUGGUGAUGAUCAUUACCAUGCUGGCUAUGCUCCAGCUCUGCUGCAACAUCCAGCAAGCCAACCGAGUCAGCACCAAACAGCACCAUUUCACAGAUCUGGAUCUGCGCUACUUCUGGAGCUGGAGUUCAUUUGGGGACUACCUGCUGUUCUGCUUUGCCUUCACUGUGAUUUGUGCCUUGGUCACGCUGCUCCUGCUGGACUCUGUGCUGUUCGUGGAGGCCCUGGGCUCUCUUGCUGUGCUCUUCGAAGCCAUGCUGGGCCUACCACAACUGCUGCAAAAUUUCCACAACCACUCCACCCGUGGCAUGAGUGUGAAGAUGGUGCUGCUGUGGACGACUGGAGACGUCUUCAAGACGGCGUACUUUUGGAUAAACGACAGCCCGUCCCAGUUCUGGGUGUGCGGGGCGGUCCAGAUCUUCAUUGACGUGGCCAUCCUGGUGCAAGUGCUACACUACGGCCAGGACCUCUGGGUCAAACUGGGCUGAACCCAUUUAGA